This is a messenger RNA of Lutzomyia longipalpis, 2621 nucleotides long. Its product is annotated as arginine/serine-rich protein PNISR. Gene Ontology annotation, cellular component: nuclear speck; presynaptic active zone. Bases 346 to 2310 code for a protein of 654 amino acids. The record is from RefSeq and is a predicted model, not a curated record. Gene Ontology annotation, molecular function: RNA binding. Lineage: Eukaryota; Metazoa; Arthropoda; Insecta; Diptera; Psychodidae. The transcript has 8 exons.
AAUAAAGCAUGUUUUAGUGGGUGAAUGAAAAAUAUUGAGAAGUUUGUUGUGAAAAGUUUUUCAAUCAUUUUUUUUGCUGGAAAUUCGCUAAAUAAAUCGUGAAAACUGUGUGGAAGUGCUGGAGGAACAUCUUGGGCAGGAACUCCGCCAAAUAAUUCAAAGAUCAAAAGUGAUUUAACUGGAAGAAAAAGAGAAUUUUCUGCAUCGCUGACAGCUACAUUUCCGGAAGACUUUUUGGGGAAGGAUUCUUUGGAGGUUUCCCGGGAAAAGGAAGGAAAACUUCCUGGAUAGAGCUCAGUGUGUGGCUGAGGGAUUAGGGAGGAAUGCAAAAAUAGAGAAGGAAAGAUGUUCCCAAUUGAUAAGGCAAAGAUGCCGGGAGAUGCCCGUGAGAAGAAUUAUCAGAGCACAACGUGGUCCCUGAAUCCUCAGGCGUAUCAGAAUGUCUCUAAUGACAUGGUGGAUUGGGCAGCUCUGGCUCAGCAAUGGAUUCAGAUGAAGGAGACCUGUCCGAGUGAAGAUAUGCCAGCAGCUCCUCCCCCUCCGCCCCUUUCGGGGAGUGACUUUGAGGAACAAGGAGAGGCUCCCAUGGAAGUUGUGGAGAAGGAUGAGGAACCCCCUGUGCCACCUAUGCUUAGUGUCCCACAAGGGGGGAAUCAGUGGAAUCCCACGUGGAAUUCCUUCAGACCACAAAAUCAAUGGCGUCCAGGAUGGAGUAGUUGGCCAAAUCCGAGCAUGGUAGCUCCACCAGCACCCUCACUCAUGCGUGCAACGACAGCAAUCCUUCCGGGUGACUUCCGGACACCUCCGCCGGCUGUUGUGCAGCAACUCGUCGCCGCUCCUGCUGCCGCCUGGCCGCGCGCUCGCUUCCCAGCCGCCGCAAUCCUUGCCCCAACGCUGCCGGAACCAAAGGUGGAAUGUCACGUAAGUAGUGCACCAAAAUCAGAUGUGAAUUUUAUUCAAGCAGACACCACCACGACGAUCGAUGCGGCGAAACGAAAAAAUUUACCAGCAUGGAUCCGGGAGGGCUUGGAGAAGAUGGAGCGCGCAAAACAGCGGCAGGCGGAGAAGGAGCGCGAAGAACAAGAACGACGUGAGGAGAUUGAGAAGCGUCGGCAAGUUGAGGAGGCAACCCUCAAGGAACUUGAGAGAAUGAAGAAGGAAGAGGAAGAGGAAGGUGCCAAGCUGCCGGUGAAGAGUAAAUUUGAAUCUGACACAGAUUCGGAGACGGAUGGGGAGAUUUCAGAUAGACGUCCACGGCGGGGUAAUGAUUCCUCACGGAGUCGAUCACCAGAGGUAAAGAAGGCAGAGGUUGUGAAGAAAACAAUGGAAGAGGUGAUGCUGGAUGUGAGGAAGACACUCACGGAAAUCCUCUUGGAGGUGACAAAUGAAGAAAUCCUAGAUGUAGCCAAGGAAACCGUUGCAAGAGCUCAGAAAAAGACAGGACCCAAAGUAAUUGUUGGGCAGAGCUCAAAUAUAACUACAAGCAAUCUACCAGCAAGUCUGGGCCUUGCCAUUUACGGGAGUAGUGACAGCGAAGGCGAUGAGACUGAUAAUGAUGAAAAUACUCAAGGAUCUGGAAAGAAUGAAGACAGUGACGGGAGAGAUUCGGCAGAUUCAGAUCUUGAGUUGCAGGAGAAGAUAAAGCGUCAGGUGAAUGCCUUCAAGAAGACUUCGCGUGAGAUUGAGGAGCAACUUGCGGAGGAGGAUGAACGUGAGGAACGCCGGAGGCUUGAGAGGGAAGAACGUGAGCAACGGCGUAAGCUCUCGUUCUAUGAUGCAAAGAAUAAUGGGAACGUCGAGAAAAAUAGAGAUGGUGAGACUGAACAACUUGAUAGAAAUAGCACAAAAGCUGGCAAAAGUUCUCGCCCUAAAAAGCAAUCACGCUUCAGUGAUCCGAAGGAUACGGUCCGAGGAACGCACUUGACGCACGUUUCGAUCCUCGGAGCCUACAAAUCGGACGCUCUAGCGGCGGGUUUGUCAAAAUUGCGCCAAGUGGGUGAGGCAUUAGAGGCAGCUGCUGAGCGCUCAAGUAGCAGCUCACGAUCAGCAAUGGUGACGACUUUAGCGUCCAGAACGGGUAGUAGUAGCCAUGCGAAGGGCUCCCGUUCACGACGACGCAGCGACAGCUCAAGUGAUGACGACGACGAGGUGUCCUCGACGUCUUCGAGUAAUUCAAACCGAAGACGUCGCCGUAGAUCGCGUUCGAGUGAUCGUCACAGUCGUCACAGUCAUUCGUCGCACAGUUCACGGCGCACACGAUCACGAUCGCGAUCGCGUGAAAGGAAAGCAGAUCGCCGAAGUCGCUACUAAGUUGGGAUCUUCUUCUCACAAUCAGGUGGUAUUUUACUAUUAAAAGAACAACAUUAAUGAUCUUCCCCUCCCACAUGCGCCCUUGAUUACCCUCUGAGAUCGUCUUUCCCCCCAAAGAAAAGAAAAGAAAAAAAUCUUUGAAUGCAGCGCGAUUUCCUUGAUCAAUGGCGGCCCCAUUUAAUGGCUUCCUUGUAGUGCUUAUAAAAUUCUCCUUUUUCUUAGACUCACUGACGCAUUUCGAAAGCGUUCUCCCACACAAACAUCUCACCCUUUUAUCUCUUUCGAAAUAAAGAAGUAUUGAAAAAUGUUUA